Clarias gariepinus (North African catfish) is the source of this 1922-nucleotide messenger RNA. RefSeq names its product GTPase IMAP family member 4-like. The record is from RefSeq and is a predicted model, not a curated record. The coding region runs from base 1 to 1611 and encodes 536 amino acids. Gene Ontology annotation, molecular function: GTP binding. The transcript is spliced from 2 exons. NCBI's taxonomy places the organism in Eukaryota, Metazoa, Chordata, Actinopteri, Siluriformes, Clariidae.
AUGCCAUACUCAUUAAUGCACUCUGACACGCUCAGGAUUGUGCUGCUGGGGAAAACUGGUGUUGGGAAAAGUGCAUCAGGAAACACCAUUCUGGGUAAAGAAGAAUUUAAUGAAGACGUUUGUGAUGAAUCAGUGACUACUGAGUGUCAGAUAGCAACAACAGAAGUCUAUGGAAGACAGAUUUCUGUGAUUGACACUCCAGGACUGUUUGACACAAGUACUGAUAACGAUGAGAUCAGAAAAGAGAUAAAUAAAUGCAUCUCCAUGGCAGCACCUGGGCCUCACGUGUUCCUACUGGUGCUGCGAAUAGGACACUUCACACAGGAGGAUGGCGAGGCAGUGAGAAGAAUUGAAAAGACUUUUGGUAAAACAUCAAACAUGUACACUAUUUUGCUCUUCACUGGAGGUGAUACGCUGAAAGGAAAGACAGUUGAACAGUACCUAAAAUGGUCUGGGACAAAGUUAAAGAGGCUUUUAUCAGACUUUGGUAACAGAUAUCAUGUUUUUAACAACACUGAUAAAUCCAGCUACACUCAGGUCCUGUGUCUUCUGGAUAAAAUCGACUCGAUGGUGAAGGUGAAUGGAGGAAGCUGCUACACUAAUGAGAUGUUUGAGGAUGUUGAGAAAGCUCUAGAAAAAGAAAAGAAGAGAAUACUGAAGGAGAGAGAGGAGCAGAUAAAUAGAGAGAAAGAAGAGCUAAAGAUAAAACAUGAAGCUGAAAUAGAGGCAAUGAGGAGAGAGAUACAGAGACAAAAAGAAAGACAAGAGGCAGAAGAGAGAAGAAAAGAGAAGGAAUUUAAAGAGAGAGAAGAAGAAAUAAAAAGAGAUAUGACAAAAAGGGAGAAACAGCUAAGAGAAGAUUUCAGGAAGAGAAAAGAAGAAGAUGACUUAAAGAUGAAGGAAUGGAUGCAACAAAUGAAAACAGAGAGAGAAGAGAACAGGAAACAGUGGGAGAGACAAAGAGAGGAGGAUAAGAAACAGAGAGAUCAAGAGGAGGAGGAAAGAAAGAGGAGAAAACUAGAAUGGAAGAGAAAGAGAGAGGAGGAGGAGAAGUUAAAAACAGAAAAAGAUAAACAAUGGAUAAAAAUAGAGGAUGAGUAUAAUCAGAAAGCAACAGAGGAAGAGAAGAGAAGAAAGGAUUUAGAGGAGAAAAUAAAGGAUGCAGAGGAACGUAAAAAAAAGGAACUACAAGACCUUCAGGUAUCUCAACAACAAGAGUGGGAGAGGAAGAUGAGGAAAGAGGAGGAGAAGAGAAAAGAGCAGGAGAAGAAAUGGAAGAAAAAAAUUGCUGAUAUGGAGAAAAAGUGGAGUUUCGAUCAGAUUAGGAGAGAGAGGCUAUAUGAGAGGGAAAGACAAAAAGAAAAGAAGGAGAGAGAAUUAAAUGAAAAGGAAAGCAAAAUAAGAGAAGAGCAAGAAAAGAGAAGAAUGAAAUAUGAUUUUAAUGAGAAGAUAAGAAAGAUGGAAAAACAACUGAAGUUGCAAAGAGAGGAAGAUGAGAGAGAAAGAAAGAAAAAAUAUGAACAGAAAGGAAAUGGAAACAAAACUACAGAAACGGCAGGAAGAGUUCAGAAAGGACAAAGAAGAAGAAGAAGAAGAAAGAAAACACAAUGAGGAGACGGAGAGAAAUCUUGCCUUCAUUAGAGAGCAGCACAACAGAGAGCUGGAGAAACUGAAGAGAGAGACAGAAGUAGCAGCAAGGAAACAGGCAGAGGAGGAAUUUACUGCUGAACUGGAUAAAAUGGCUAAAUAGUCAAAGAAGUAGGAUUUAAAGAGCCGUGAAACAGAGUCAGAAUGAACACUAGCAGGCAGAGAUUUAGAUUGAAUUCAUCAUCUGUUUUUUCCCCAAGACGAAAUGAAAAAAAAAAAAGUAAAUGAAAAUUAAUUAAAAUUAAUCUAGAGUUUUCUGUAUAAUAAUAAUAAUA